Paramuricea clavata is the source of this 408-nucleotide messenger RNA. NCBI's taxonomy places the organism in Eukaryota, Metazoa, Cnidaria, Anthozoa, Malacalcyonacea, Plexauridae. The record is from the annotation of a GenBank genome assembly.
AUGCAGGAGAUUUGGAGAGCAGGGUUGGAUUGGGAUGACAACCUUCCAAGUGAUCUAGCAACUAAGUGGAAGAACUGGGCUACAGAACUUUCGCAGUUAUCGCAUGUCGCCCUACCACGCUGCUUACGCCUCGCAAACCCGAAUAAGAUGGAACUACACCUGUUCUCGGAUGCCUCUAAAGACGCCUACGCAUCAGUCGCUUAUUUAGUGUGCCAAUAUGAAGACGAUAGCCCUACAUCACGCCUUGUCGCAUCAAAGUGCCGUGUAGCCCCCACCAAAGCGAUGACGAUUCCAAGACUGGAGCUUAUGGGUGCCAUUCUCUCAAGCCGUUUAGCUCAAAGUCUUCUGAAAGUCCUGACUGUCGACCGAGUGAUCUUUUGGACUGACUCCGAGAAUGUGUGGUAUUGG